This is a messenger RNA of Akanthomyces muscarius, 507 nucleotides long. RefSeq lists its product as uncharacterized. NCBI's taxonomy places the organism in Eukaryota, Fungi, Ascomycota, Sordariomycetes, Hypocreales, Cordycipitaceae. Bases 1 to 507 code for a protein of 168 amino acids. The transcript is spliced from 2 exons. The record is from RefSeq and is a predicted model, not a curated record.
AUGACCUCGGAUACCAUGAUCAAAGUAGGCCGUGGCGGGGCCGGCAACUACCACUCUGCCCCAGUCAAUAAGGACCCGGCCUCUCUCGCGCCCAGCAAGAGCCAGAUCGCCCGCGCCACGCAGCCUGCGUCGGCUCCGACCCUGACCGGCCGCGGCGGCGCAGGCAACGUCGUCUCGGAGCCCGACGCCGCCGCGCACGCAGAGGGCAAGCUGCAGGACCUGGAGGCCGGCGGCAGCGGCGCGCAGGUGACGGCCACGGACGCCGCCGCCUCGGUGGCUGCCGCCGUCGCCAGCAGCAGCCCCCAUCACGGCAUGCUCGCCGGCCGCGGCGGCGCCGGCAACUGGCGCGACACGGCGACCGAGGCGGCAAAGGCUAAAUCGGCGGAAGAGGCGCAGCACAAUGCCCGGGCGCAGAAGGAGGCGACGGCGCAGGUCGAUGGCGAGCUGCGCAGGCCGGAGCCGACGCAUACCAGGACACGGCACUGCGAGCGCCGCCACAACAGAUGA